GCGACAAGGUGACAGACAGACAACAGAGGGAAGUGAGACAGGACGAUAACGGACCUGACGAGACGGGACUGGACAAGACAAUUGACAAACACAAGGAGGAGUCAUCCAUGGCGUUCACACUGAGGAUGAAGUGACAGAAAGGGGGGAUAGAGAAAACAGAGAGAAGGAAAGACGGAUGGAAACUGAUACAAGAGAAAUGGACAGAGGGAAUGGUAAGGAGGAGGGAGAGAAGGAACAAGGGAUGGAUAAAGAGAUGAGGGAAAAGAGAAGAAAGAUGGAGGCGGAUGACAACGUCGGGGAGUCUGGGGAGAGCGGCGAGGCCAGGCACCAGAGAGCACAGCCCCAGCUGGGGCAGAGGGCCUUCACCCUGGUGGGCCUCAACCACCAGCACCUGUUACUGCUGGAGACGCAGAGAGGUGCAGCGCUGUCCCCCUCCCUGGGCACUCUGCCCCCCCUGACAGGCCGGAGGGGUCCAGGAAAGCAGAGCUCCAUGGCCGCCUACAGACUGAACCCGCCGGAACCCCCAGAGCCUGGCCAAUCACAACCCGGCAUCGUCCGGGGGAGCAUUCCUGUAGAACUCAGAGACUGGCAGAAAGGCGGUGGCUGGGGCACCCUGAUCAUGGGUCCUGAUGGUGACAUCAUACGACUCUCUCUGUGGGACCCCACGGGCCAACAGCAGCUCUCGCUGGAUGAUGUCACAGAGGAACACGCUGUGAGGAUCCUGGUGUCUGAGGGGGAGGAGGCUGGUCAGUCCUGGACUCUCCUGCUGAAGCCAGAGGCCACAGUUCCAGGGGAAGACUGCUUAGGCAAAGCCAACGUUACCUCAGACAACAGCGAAGCAUAUCACAGCAGUAUGAGGAGAGUCACCAGGGUGGGUGUCUGUGUCAAUGAGAUUAAAUCUGAAGGCAGGUGUGGAUCUGCAACUGACAACGGUGCACCUGUAGAAGGACAGGUGCUACUUCUUACCCAGUCACAGACCUCCAGUCAGCCUCAGACACCUGAGAGAAGGGGAGCAGCGUCAGGUGACCAGCCUGUCAUAACAGCUCAUUCUACUCCUCUUCUCACAGGAGAGGAAGCAGAGAAGAAGCCAGGAGCGAGAGGAAGGAUAGCGCAGCACACUGGAUCGGACAGAAUAAGAGAAAUGGACAGAGCAGGAGAGGACACGCUCCCUGACGCCGACAGAGACUCGGCGUCCCCCUCAGUGCUCAGAGACGACUCCUUGCCCUCCAGCCAUCCCACAAUCCCUCCUGUGGAGGCUCCAUCAGACCCAUCUAUCCCACAAUGCCUUUCAGGAGUGGACCUAGAGGCCAUGGAGACCCACACCAAAACAGCUGGCGCAACUCCAUCUGUGAGAGAUGUGGAGCGAGAGAGACGAGGAGGAGGAGGAGAGAAAGGAGGGAGAAGGAUAGGAAGAGAGGAGAGGAGGAACAGAGUGGAGGACAGGAAAGACAGAAGGCCUCACAGAGACAGCAGAGGGAGGAGAAGGGGAGACACGGGGAGGGAGGCCUCCCGGAGGAAGAGGAGGAGGAGAAGGAGGAGAAUGAGGAGGUGGGGGAGCGCAGAAGACCGCCUGAGAAGGAGAAAGGAGCUCCUACUGCCUCCUCAGUGGUGCGUCACCUCCGCCCCAUCCAAAGCAAUAACAUCUCAUUAA
Molecule: messenger RNA, 1651 nt
Organism: Alosa alosa (allis shad)
Lineage: Eukaryota; Metazoa; Chordata; Actinopteri; Clupeiformes; Clupeidae
Exons: 10
Coding region: 176-1651 (491 amino acids)
Source: RefSeq, a predicted model, not a curated record